This is a messenger RNA of Camelina sativa (false flax), 729 nucleotides long. The record is from RefSeq and is a predicted model, not a curated record. Lineage: Eukaryota; Viridiplantae; Streptophyta; Magnoliopsida; Brassicales; Brassicaceae.
AUGGCGAGAUUUGUGUUUCUUACGAAGUUGAAUCCUUCAACCAUGCAAUGGACGAUUUGUGUCAAGGUGUUUCGUUCGUGGCAAGUGAAAAAUUGUUUGGAUGAUGUUUCGAGAGAACUAAUCUUGGUUGACGAAGAGGGGUCAUUUGGACAUGCUACGAUUCCGGCAUCACUCUAUGGUCUUCCAAAUUUUGUAAUGUCAGAGAAUCAAAGUUAUGUUAUUGAGGGGUUCGAAGUGAAAGAAGAUAAAGAGCAGAUCCAGAAAACUAAUCUCGGUUAUCGGAUAUUUUUCACUGACAAGACUGUAAUAAAUCUUGCAAGCGAUCCUAUAAUUUGCAAACCUUUCAAUAACGUUGGUUUUAAACGUAUUUAUGAUAAUGACUUUCAUGGACGUUGGCCUUACGAUAUCAUCAUAAGAGUAUUGCGGGUUGGAAAUCUCUUUGAGGAAGUUCCUCCCGACAAAGAAUGGAAUGAGUUGUUCGUUGAUUUGGAAAAUAUCGAGGAUGAUCGAUUGUCAUGCCGAUUACCAAAACCUUAUGCGAACGAUUUCUUUAAUGAGUGGAUACAUUGUGUUGGUGAUAUCAUAUGUGUCAUACGCUUUGCAAGAAUUGAGAGAAAUCAAGAUUCAAUCAUGGUGACCACGGUGCAUAUUUGUACGAGAGUGAUGAUAAAUCCACCAUGUCCGCAGGUCACACAGUUGAGGGAUGCCUUUGAUGAUUUGGAAUCCUGA